Molecule: messenger RNA, 462 nt
Organism: Closterium sp. NIES-65
Lineage: Eukaryota; Viridiplantae; Streptophyta; Zygnematophyceae; Desmidiales; Closteriaceae
Source: the annotation of a GenBank genome assembly
AUGUCCGUCUCGAGAGCAGACCCUAGCCUCCCUUCCUCUUCCUGGUUCUCAUACCUCGCGGCCGUGCCACCUCCACCGAGUCCGCGGGAGAUUAAGGACUUUGUCUUUGGCGGUCGCGAUUCCAAGGAGUCGCUUGACCCGUACAGGAGGGAGGUGCGGGAAGGGCAGGUGCAAUGGUGCCUGGCGGUGCUGCUGCUGGUGAUUGCCUCAGUGUUGCUCGUCGUAAUCCUCGUGGAGGAAUCUUCGGAGCAACCCACAGGAUCACAGAUGCUCAUAACGCACUAUCCCCUGCUUCCAAACUCAUCGGCCCCUGCAUUAGCUAAAUGGCUUCCCCUCAAUGCCUCUGCUCAGGUGAACACAUCAACCAGUAUGCUAUUGAAUGCUGAGAUCAAGGAACAUAACAAAAGUUCCGUGAAUAGCCUAGACAAUACAGCUGGCGCCUCAGACCGUGAGGCGCCAUAA